This is a messenger RNA of Mercenaria mercenaria, 2315 nucleotides long. Its product is annotated as bis(5'-nucleosyl)-tetraphosphatase PrpE [asymmetrical]-like. Gene Ontology annotation, biological process: polyphosphate catabolic process. Gene Ontology annotation, molecular function: phosphatase activity; endopolyphosphatase activity. The transcript has 2 exons. The coding region runs from base 205 to 1053 and encodes 282 amino acids. NCBI's taxonomy places the organism in Eukaryota, Metazoa, Mollusca, Bivalvia, Venerida, Veneridae. The record is from RefSeq and is a predicted model, not a curated record. Gene Ontology annotation, cellular component: cytoplasm.
GUUGAAUCAAUUGCAUCAGGUACGCUGCGAACAAGUAAAAUGGACCGAAUUAGAUGAAACAGGACGUAAAUAGCAAACAAACCAGAAACAACGUAAACUGAAAGGAAACUAGUUAAAUUUGAAGAAAAACAAUUCAUCUUAGAGAGAUUUCAGUACAUUAGCGGGUGACCUUUUUAGGUUGAAUAUAUAUCUCUAUUGAAGAACAUGGCAUCACUUAUAUCAAAUUUAUUGUCUUUGUUGAUAAGGGCAAUGCCUGUUAGGGCAAUGUCUAGUGUUCGAACGAACAAACAUGACCUACCGUUGCCUAGUAUUUGCCACGAAGACUUACCUACUUCUGCUGUUGGUGGACGGGCUGUCUUCGUCAUAGGUGACGUUCACGGUUGCCUCGAUGAAAUGAAUGGAUUAAUAGACAAAGCUAAAAACAUAGAAAAUGACACAAUGUUUGUCUUUGUUGGCGACCUAGUUAACAAGGGCCCAUACAGCGUGGGUGUCUUGCGCCGAAUCAGGGAAAUGAGGCUGAAUGGUAAUGCGUUUGCAGUACGAGGAAAUCACGACGAAAGUGCACUUAGAAAGUUUAUAAAUUACAAAACUGACCCAGAUUAUGAGAUACCGGAGGGAUAUGAUUGGAUUAAAGAAUUGAUGGAACAAGAUUUUAAUUUUCUCAGUGCUCUGCCAUAUACGAUAUCUAUACCUAGUCUCAACGCAAUAAUAGUGCAUGGUGGUAUAGUACCAGGGAAACCAUUAGAGAUGCAAAAAUUGAAUGACUUGACAAACAUGAGGAAUAUAAUUGACACCGGUGACGCGUUUGAAAACGAAGGCUUGAUUGGUUAUAACAAACCGGACAAAGGUGUGCCUUGGGUUGACAUGUGGCCUGGACCUGAACACGUGUAUUUUGGGCACGAUGCAAGAAGAAAACUACAACUUGCACAAUAUGCAACAGGUCUGGAUACGGGCUGUUGUUACGGUGAAGAGUUAACUGGAGUAUUUAUAAACAGAGGUCGCCAAAUUUUGUCUGUGAAAUCCAGACAGAAGUUUUCAUUUGACGAAGAAUAACAUUGUGAUAAAUGAAACUUUUUAGGAAUUAUAUUUGAAGGCAACGCAUUCAAGAUACAUUUAUUUGCUGACGUGAUAAAAUAUAUUAUACAUCAUAUACAUAUCUAUACAGUUAAAAUUUUACUGGUUUUAUUUUUAAUUCUAUUUUCUGGGUUCAACCAAUUUUGGCAUGAAAUAAUAUGAUUGAAGUUUAGACAUGCCUUUAGCUAUAAUGUAUUUCUUGAAGUUAUUAAAUCCUUAAAUUUCUUUUUACAGAUUGAUUUAAGGCAUCGCCUACAGUGGCGGCCAUUUGACUCAAAAUUUUACAUGCAAAUUUUCAUAAAAAUAAAAGAUGACUAAGUGGUUACAAUAAAGUCAAUAAAUUUGUCAUAAUUAUGUUUUAAAUAUCUAUGUGAACAUAUGCAAGUAGAAGGAUGUGCAUUUCACUACCUGUAUUAUGCCUUUAUUCGAUAUUUUUCUAUGACAAAAUUUUACAAUUUUACGUGCAGUCAAACUCAAUAUAUAUUCAAUACAAUUCAAAGAUAAUUACAGAUAAUUGUAAAGCAGACCGUGAUGAAUAAAGUCUUCAGAAAUUAUUUUGAAAUUUUACCUGAUUACUGAAUUAUACACAAAAAUCCCAACACCAUCAAUUUAUCCAAUUUGUGUUAUCUGUUCACACAUAAUUUACAUGUAUAUAAACAGGUGAUAUUAUAGGAUUAUGUAUAGGUUUACCUGGCUACCUGUGGUCAGUAAUGCAUGUACAAACAACAUUUUAAUUUAAAUUUACAUGGGGUUGUCUUUUUAUGUCUAAUGCAAUAACCAGGAACAAUUUCGACAAAAAUCCAUAAGAGUUUGCAGUAUACAUAUUGUACUAUGAAAUUAACUAAAUUUUGUCUUUGUAAUAUUUUUUAUAUUGGAGUUUGACUGCACAUAAAAUUUCAAUAUUUUGGGGUAAACGAGACUCAAACAUUUUACAAGCAGCAUAUGUACUAUAAAUCAUCAUAUGCUUCUUAUGUUGAUGAAAAAUUGACCAGCUGUUAAGGUAUUAGUGCAAUUUUCAAGAGAAAAAUACUUGGCCUGAAAAUAUGAACUGAUACUGAGUUGUGACUGUGGCGAUGCCUUAAUUCAAUACAGAAAAUUUUCUUUUUGAACACUAGUCCUACACAUUUGACGCAAUGGAUGCCCAAUAUUGGUUUGCCUAGUGACCCUGUUCGUAUGUUUUAUAUAUAUACAACCGAGUGUUUGUCAAACAUGUUAGUCAGAAAUUAUUUCAUUUUAUUUAA